AAACGUAGAUACAUGGGGGCGUUUGGCUCUCAUUUUAAGAGUGGUUUAAUAAAACAACCCUUAUCCUCCAAAAGAACAAUUACAUCUUUUUGUGAUUAAUAUUUAUGUGAUUUACAAAUUAAUGAAGAAAAAAAAAAGUCUUUCCCUAACCCCAUUCAUGACUCCACCCAGCUAUCUGCAUUUAGGAGUAGAAGCUUCCAGAAACACCCAUCAUGCCUGAAACAGCUGAAGCCGUGUCUGCAACUCUCACUACCCGCAGGAAUGCCACCAUAGAGAUCACCAACCUCACCACCAACUACUGUCUGCUCAACCCCAAAGUGUUUCUCGAGAGUGGCGAAACCGUCAACCCCCCUCAGCCCACCGUGCGCCCCCUGAAGACCGAGGUGUGCGCUUUCAGCAAGACCAGUGCCAAGGCCACGGGCAGCGUCGGGGUCAUGACCUACGAGCUCUACGAGCGCAGCCGCAAGGAUGCCGCCGAGACGCUGGCCAUCAUGUUCUCCAUCCCCUGGGACUACAACGUCUACAAGAACUGGUACGCCAUCGGCUUCUACCCCAAGGGGAAGGAGUGCGACGAGGCCCUCUACAAGGAGAUGUACUACGACAAGGAGCCCAAGGGCUUCGUCCGCAUGGAAGCAAAUGGUUCUGGGCUGACCUUCCAGGGGUCCAACCUGGACAUCAAGGCCACCAUGUGCCCCAUGGAAAAGGCCAUCAUGAAGGUGGAGGUCUGGGAUAAGAUGUUUACCCCGAGCAUGCAGCAGUCGCACCACUAGAGGGCGCUACUGCGUAGAUCAAUGGGGAGAGAUGGAGAGAGAGAGGGAGAGAGAUGGAGAGAGAGAG
Molecule: messenger RNA, 837 nt
Organism: Clupea harengus (Atlantic herring)
Lineage: Eukaryota; Metazoa; Chordata; Actinopteri; Clupeiformes; Clupeidae
Product: DELTA-actitoxin-Afr1c-like
Biological process (GO): monoatomic cation transport; pore complex assembly; cytolysis in another organism
Cellular component (GO): pore complex
Molecular function (GO): channel activity
Source: RefSeq, a predicted model, not a curated record